GCCUGCGCAGAAGGGUCUAGACGCUGUGAAGCAGGAGGCACUUGGGAUCGUCCGCAGGAUUGGGACUGCUACAGAGGCCGCCACGGAGCCCGCCGGAGCCACCGUUCCUGCUGCUGCUGCCGCCGCCCGAAUAGGAACUGUCGGGCCGCAGCCGCCGGCAAUGCCGCGAAGGAAGUGUUAACACAAACCCACAGAGUAAAUGCUUCUGUGCUAACGUCUGGAUCUAUGGUGUUACAGAGGAAUGCAGGCAGUAGUUCAGAUGGAACGGAAGAUUCCGAUUUUUCUACAGAUCUCGAGCACACAGACAGCUCCGAGAGUGACGGCACGUCCCGGCGGUCUGCCCGCGUGACACGCUCCUCAGCCCGGCUGAGCCAGAGUUCUCAAGAUUCCAGCCCUGUUCGAAAUUUGCAAUCUUUUGGCCCCGAGGAGCCUGCGUAUUCUACCAGAAGAGUGACCCGUAGUCAGCAGCAGCCUAACCCGGUGACUCCAAAAAAGUACCCCCUUCGGCAGACUCGUUCAUCUGGCUCAGAAACUGAGCAAGUGGUUGACUUUUCAGAUAGAGAGACUAAAAAUACAGCCGAUCAGGAUGAAUCUCCACCUCGAACCCCAACUGGAAAUGCGCCUUCUUCUGAGUCUGACAUAGACAUCUCCAGCCCUAACGUGUCGCACGAUGAAAGCAUGGCCAAGGACGUGUCCCUGAAGGACUCUGGCAGUGAUCUCUCUCAUCGCCCCAAGCGUCGUCGCUUCCACGAAAGCUACAAUUUCAAUAUGAAGUGUCCUACCCCAGGCUGUAACUCUCUAGGACAUCUUACAGGAAAACACGAGAGACAUUUCUCCAUCUCAGGAUGCCCGCUCUAUCAUAACCUGUCAGCUGAUGAAUGCAAGGUGAGAGCACAGAGCCGGGAUAAGCAGAUAGAAGAAAGGAUGCUGUCCCACAGGCAAGAUGACAACAACAGGCAUGCAACCAGGCACCAGGCACCAACAGAGAGGCAGCUGCGGUAUAAGGAGAAGGUGGCCGAACUCAGGAAGAAAAGGAAUUCUGGGCUGAGCAAAGAGCAGAAAGAGAAAUACAUGGAACACAGACAGACCUAUGGGAAUACUCGGGAACCUCUUUUGGAAAACCUGACUAGCGAGUAUGACUUGGAUCUUUUCCGAAGAGCACAAGCCCGGGCUUCAGAGGAUUUGGAGAAGUUAAGGCUGCAAGGCCAGAUCACAGAGGGGAGCAACAUGAUUAAAACCAUUGCUUUUGGUCGUUACGAGCUCGACACUUGGUACCAUUCUCCAUAUCCUGAAGAGUACGCACGACUGGGACGACUCUACAUGUGCGAAUUCUGCUUAAAGUACAUGAAGAGCCAGACGAUACUCCGCCGGCACAUGGCUAAGUGUGUGUGGAAACACCCACCCGGCGAUGAGAUCUACCGCAAAGGCCCCAUCUCUGUGUUCGAAGUCGAUGGCAAGAAAAACAAGAUCUACUGCCAAAACCUGUGCCUGUUGGCCAAGCUUUUUCUGGACCACAAGACAUUAUAUUACGACGUGGAGCCCUUCCUGUUUUAUGUUAUGACUGAAGCGGACAACACCGGCUGCCACCUGAUUGGAUAUUUUUCCAAGGAAAAGAACUCAUUCCUCAACUACAACGUAUCCUGUAUCCUUACCAUGCCUCAGUACAUGAGACAGGGCUACGGCAAGAUGCUCAUUGAUUUCAGCUAUUUGCUUUCCAAAGUGGAAGAAAAAGUUGGCUCCCCGGAACGUCCCCUCUCCGACCUGGGGCUCAUAAGCUAUCGCAGUUACUGGAAAGAAGUGCUUCUCCGUUACCUGCAUAAUUUCCAAGGGAAAGAGAUCUCUAUCAAAGAAAUUAGCCAGGAGACAGCUGUGAAUCCUGUGGACAUUGUCAGCACUCUGCAAGCCCUUCAGAUGCUCAAGUACUGGAAAGGAAAACACCUAGUUUUAAAGAGACAGGACCUGAUCGAUGAGUGGAUUGCCAAAGAGGCCAAAAGAUCCAAUUCCAAUAAGACCAUGGAUCCCAGCUGUUUAAAAUGGACCCCUCCCAAGGGCACUUAAAGUGACCUGUUACUCUGAGCCAGCGAACCCCAGCAGUAGGAAUCCGUCCCCUAGGGAUCUGUCUGUCAUUUCUGUUGCUCUCGUGAUUGGCAAGUACAGUAUCCUUUGGGAAGGCCACCCCCCUCAGGACUGUCCUGGCUCCGAGCCCCGUGUACACUGCGGACGCUGGUUCUGAGGAACUGCUGUUUCGGCCUCAGUGAGGUUGCCCGGAUGGGAUCUCUCGUCGACUUGAGCGCAGAUCCCUUGUAGCACUGACCCAAGGUGUUCUGUUUGGUACUGUGCCUGUCCAGUCACUGGUUCUCCUCGUGCCCUCGCCCCAUGAGGUUGUGUUGUGUCUUCUGAACUUUGUAAUAGUGCUUCUUGCUGCCCGGUCGCCAGACUUCCAGAUAACGGUUGCCGCCACCAGGACCUUUCCAGUUACUCCUUUCACGUGUUUUUUUUGUUUUGUUUUGUUUUUUGUUUUUUGUUUUUUCUUUGGACGAGCAGGGAAGGGGUAACACUUGGGUGUGCGUGCUGGGAGGGCUCCCUUCCCUUUGGAUUUUAUCUCACGACAUUUUGCCCGCCCCUUUUUAUCGAGAGGCCUGUUUUUUUGAUCAGUGUCCAGCUGACCGGAGACAAGGGGUUUUUUUAGACUUUCCCAGGGAUUCGUCUUGGUAGCAGCCCAUGAUUUAUCGGAAUGAAAUGGAGAGGAGGAUUGA
Suricata suricatta (meerkat) is the source of this 2756-nucleotide messenger RNA. It is a transcript of the gene KAT7, whose product is annotated as lysine acetyltransferase 7. Gene Ontology annotation, molecular function: histone acetyltransferase activity; zinc ion binding. Bases 226 to 2058 code for a protein of 610 amino acids. The record is from RefSeq and is a predicted model, not a curated record. Gene Ontology annotation, cellular component: nucleus. Gene Ontology annotation, biological process: regulation of DNA-templated transcription. NCBI's taxonomy places the organism in Eukaryota, Metazoa, Chordata, Mammalia, Carnivora, Herpestidae. The transcript is spliced from 15 exons.